Eleginops maclovinus (Patagonian blennie) is the source of this 6428-nucleotide messenger RNA. RefSeq names its product GRIN2-like protein. The coding region runs from base 3600 to 4730 and encodes 376 amino acids. The record is from RefSeq and is a predicted model, not a curated record. Gene Ontology annotation, biological process: neuron projection development. The transcript has 3 exons. Lineage: Eukaryota; Metazoa; Chordata; Actinopteri; Perciformes; Eleginopidae. Gene Ontology annotation, cellular component: plasma membrane.
CGCACACAUGUGAAGGGUGAAGCUGUGUGAUGAUGAUGACAGGUGGAUGUAAAUACCAUGUGAUGGAUGUGCUGCAGGCUCCGCCCACACGGUCAGCCAGCAGCUGUCUCACUGUCCUCUCACUGAGCUAAGGGUUCUGACCGAUGGUGGACUGCUCUCCACGUCGGCUCGAGUCUCCACGUCUAAUCUCCAGGUUUUUAAUGUCGGGUGCAACAGCAGGAAGAGGACACGCGUUCCGUAGGUCUUCCUCAAGAAAGGCUCUAAUGGCUGAGGACGCCCCAAAGCAACUCGGGUUACUGCAAGUGUACCAUACACACAGCACUCAAGGAAAGAAACGCUUUGAAGAUUAUCACUGAAGCAGCCACACAUGCACUGCAAACACUCCGAAAUACACUUUAAUACUUUGAACACGUUGAUUAAAAGAAAAUAAGAUGCUACAGAAACACAAACCCACAGCUGCUCCAAGGGAAUCUCAGCUUUAAUCUCUACACAGCUGUUAGCCACACACACACACACACACACACACACACACCACACACACACACACACACACACACACACACACACACCACUCUAAUCUCCACUGGAGUCAUGGAUAAUGUGAGAUCAUUCACAGUGACACGAAACGUUAAUAUACAAGGCCCAUACAUGAACAUUUAGAGCAAUCUGCUGAAGUCUGAGUGAGACGCAGCUCUUCAUUGACCUUCUUCCAGUUUACUCUCACCUCAGCUGGAGCCCCGCUCUGCCCAAUGUCCCUCACUUAAAACAGCAGCCUUUGUCUUUCCAUUUAAUUCCAUCCUCAUCAUUUUCUUUGGUUGUUAUUGACUUUGAAUAAAGGAUAGAGAGAAAGUAAAUUCAUUAUAAUGAUAAAGUGAGGGCUUCCUAAUGAGCUCUGUGUGAGGGACAGGCCGACCUCUCUCCGUGUGGGGGGUGCAUCUGUUGUAUUUCUGUCUCUUUAUAUUUUGUGGAUGUGAAAUUCUCUCUCUCUGUGUUUUCAAUGAUAACUCAUGAGGGUUGCAAACUUUAUUCUUCAUAAAUGAUGAAUGGAGGACAUGGACACUUGAGACUUUAUAUAAGGGAAGAGUUUUCAGGUUGUCCACCCCCCCCUGCCCCCCCCCCCCGCCCCCCGCUUCCUCCCUGGUUAACAUUUAGUUUUACAUGAAAUGUGUUUUAGACAUGAGUUCAUCUACAUGUGGAGGUUGCUACAGAGUCACACCACCCACUUUCCCCGCUCACUGGGUGAUUGCAAAUGUGUGUAGGAGGCAGAGCGGUUCAGUGUGUGGAGCUGCACAGUGUGUGUGUGGAGCUGCACAGUGUGUGUGGAGCUGCACAGUGUGUGUGGAGCUGCACAGUGUGUGUGGAGCUGCACAGUGUGUGUGGAGCUGCACAGUGUAUGGAGCUGCACAGUGUGUGGAGCUGCACAGUGUGUGGAGCUGCACAGUGUGUGUGUGGAGCUGCACAGUGUGUGGAGCUGCACAGUGUGUGUGUGGAGCUGCACAGUGUGUGUGUGGAGCUGCACAGUGUGUGUGGAGCUGCACAGUGUAUGGAGCUGCACAGUGUGUGGAGCUGCACAGUGUGUGUGUGGAGCUGCACAGUGUGUGGAGCUGCACAGUGUGUGUGUGGAGCUGCACAAUGUGUGUGGAGCUGCACAGUGUGUGUGUGGAGCUGCACAGUGUGUGUGUGGAGCAGCCCAAGAAGAUGUUUCUCUCUAAUACUUAUAUCUACAUAACUACAGUAACACAUCAGAGGCACCUUACUUUAUAACCUCUGACUGGUCAGCAGUUACUGUUUGUAUCAAUAAGCAGUUAUUACCGGUUACUUAAAAUAAAACAAUCAGUAACAUGAUAUAAAAGGAAUGUAACCUGAUUACUUUCCAUUACUUUGGAUUACAUAAAUAUCAAAUGCAAACUAAAUCAAUACAACAGUAAAGAAAUAUCCAGUGUAUUAUGGAAUACAACAGAGCAAUGUGUCCUCUUAAAUUAAGGCAAGGACCCACAGAGUACUGUAGUUUACACAUUCUAUUAACACUUGAAUUAAAAGUAAACACCGUUUUUUGUUUAGUAAAUCAGGUGUCCAUCUACUGCAUAAAGCAGCCUGUAAAACCAUAGAAUGAAAACCAAAAUUCAAGACACAAUGUGUAUAUAUCUUUCUUUUCAAAUGUUAUGCACCAUUGUAAUCCUGUAUGUACCAGUAAUCUGAUUAAGUGUAAAUGAAUACAGCUAUCUGCUUUUUGUAUCCUGAUUAUGUAUUUCCGUAACAUGUAAUUCAUCACUCCCCCCAGACAGUAAGCGUAAAGUGAAGGAACCAGCUGACCACUGUGCCUCGCUCCUCUCUAGGUGAGGAAUGGGACUCAGUCUGACAGCGCCAUGUUUGGGGUAGGGCUAUGUUGGGAUGAUUGACAGGUGUCACAUCCAAUCACACUCAACCAAGGCAGUCUGAAUGGUUGUUGAUCUCAUCUCAGCUCCACCAAGGACUCCUCCCACAGGAGCAAACUGAGACCUUCCUGCUCCCAUGAAGAGCAGGCGGUAACCAUGGUGCCCAUCACAACCCUUUGCUGCGUCUAGCUGUUCUGCAGGCUGUGUUAACACCUUCCUGCUCUCUGGUGUCUCUCACACACACACACACACACACACACACACACACACACACACUUGUCUCACUGCGGGAUGAAAAAAACAAAACACACAGGCCCAUUGAGUAUUGCUGUUUCCAUAGCAACAGCGAUAGUGAUGGAGAGUCGGUUUUGUGGGGGUGGCGUCAGAGAGUGUGACUGAAGCUACUGUGUGUAACUGAGUGUGUGUGUGUGUGUGAAGAUAAAGAGAAGGAGCAUGGAGACGUGCUGUUGGCUUUAUUUACUCUCCAUCAUACACAUUCAUUCAUGCAUCAGCCAGCCAGCCCCCCCCCCCCUGCCCAGGUGGAGGAGAAUGACGCUGAAUAUCUCCUCUCAUUAUCAUUCCCCCACCCCCUCCAUCCGUCUCCCACCACAGCUGGAUAAACCAGCCCCUCACAGCUCCUCUCUCGCAGAGCAGGGAUUUCAAGAUUGCAUCCUCACGUUUGUAAUCAGAUGAAGGGACGGAUUAUCUCCAUCUUGUUCUCUGCCGGGGGCGCUGACACAAAGGAGGAGGAGCAGAGAGGAUCACAUGCAGCUCAGUGAAUGGAGUGUAGUCACAGAUAGAGAGGAGGUAGAGGUCACCUGUGGAUGUGAGCAGGGGGGAGGAGGACCUGCACCCAUCAGCCAACACACCGAGAGGAGAGAAGAGCUCAGCAGGGACGACUUGUGUGUAGGUUUUCCAUGGCAGAGGCCGGGCGCCCUAUGUCAGAGCUGAAGCCUGGACGGGAUGCUGUCACCCUCUCUGGUCAGCCUCUCUGUGACCCCUCCAGGACCCGGGCACAGCCGGCAGCAGCCUGCAGACUGGCUGAAGGAACCACUUGCCCCCCCCCACAGGGGCUCCAGCAGGAACAUUCAGGAAGUGACAACUUCGAUCUGAGGGUGAGGGGACAGGAAAAAAGCCAAUGUGAACACUUUGUGCCCUUUAAAACUUCAACCCCCCCCCCAUAGUCUGGCAGAGACAAACACCCCCCCACAUCCUGACAAGGCCAUGGUGACAGCAGUAAUGCCCCCCCUUCAAGCUGGAGGGACGGUGCAGGGCAUAGAGCCCACCUCCCUUCCUGUGCACAGGAUCCCCUCAGACACUACGUACAGACCUGAGGCCCCCCUGCCUCCGCUCACAGACACUUGUGGACUCUCUCACCAUGGGGGAGGGGGGGGUCAGGACAGCCCAUCCAUGCUCGCCUACAAGCAGCCCAUGCAGCUGCAGUGCAGCAUCCUCACCACCACCUGCCGGGGGUCCAGCAGCGGAGACACACUGCCUCACACCAGGUGUGUCUGUGUCUCCGACCCCCAGGCCACAGCCAGGAUGGUAGGUGUUGAAGAAAAACUCCCCCCUAAAAGUGAGCCGCCUCUGUGCUGCGGCUCCUACAGGCACCAUGUGACCUUUGAGGACACGUUUGCAGCAUACUGCCAUCCCCAGCCCAUACCCACACACCCCCAGCUGCUGCAUCGGUUGGCAGGCGGAGAGCCAAACCAUGACAUCCAGCGUGCAGGGCACCCCCCCUCAGUGAACAACCACCUCACACUUCCCCGUCUCGUCUCCUCCGUCAGUGAGACGGGUCUGGACGGCAAGCACCUGCUGCACUGCCGCAGCCUUGGCUGCUCCUACAGCCUGCUGCCCCCCGCUGCACCCCCAACUCACAGGCACUUUGGUGGAGAGGAAUGCUGCAGCCAUGUCAGAACCAUAACCCGGGACAUGGGGACCAUGACCACCCACAAACAGCUGAGGGAUGUGGGGGUGCAGACGGCGCAGACUGCGACCCCCCAUGUCUUCCCAGAGAUUUGUCUGGUGGAGGAGAGCAGGAGACAGACUCACACUGACAGUGUUGGAGGCAGGAAGGAGGGUGGUGAUGCCAAGUCCCCGGUGAAGGAGGUGAUGUGGGAUGCUGAAGGAAUGACCUGGGAGGUGUACGGGGCCUCAGUGGACCCCGAGGAGCUGGGCCUGGCUAUCCAGAAGCACCUGGAGCUGCAGAUCAAGGAGACAGCCAGCCAUGCAGCCAAGCUGAGCCACCAGAACACCAGUGGCCCUCAGCAGGAGGGGGGCAGCAGUCAGAGGAAGAGGAGCAGGAUGAUGGGCUCCAUCCGGGCCCCGGCCUGCUGCACCACAGCUGUGGACUGAUGGGGGGGGCCUCAGCCUGGAACUACUGUACCUUAAACGCAGGAAGAAUAAUCUGCUGCUUAUGAAAUGUGAUCAGUUAUCAUAUGACUAUUGUUGAACUCACAGCAGCGUUAUGAACUUCACAGAAAACGUAAGGGAGUGUAUGCUUGGUAGAUCAUUGCCUGUUUUCUUCCCUUUCAAAUGGGGCCCUGUUUGUGAGGAACAUGCAUUUGUGGGAGGAGCAGCAGAGCUGAGUAUGUGGGUUGCACCCAUGAAAAAUGGGACAAAUCUCCUCUUCCAAACAGCUUGUUCUGCUGUUGACUCUUUUGGUGUUGUUUGGUGGAUUGGAUGAUUGAAGUCUGAUGAAACCAGACAUAUUGGCAACUAUUUAUUUUUUAAACAAUGUAUUCAUUUAACAAGCAGCCUGAGUAACGUGUGGAAGAACCAUACACAGCCACAACCUCCUCUGCUGGUCUGCAGCCCGAUCACUGCUGUGGGACGCCACCCCAUUCUUCAACCAGUAUUUGUCCCAAGUCAGCCAAGCGUGGUUGUGUUGGUCACUCUGGCACGGACAACAUGCCCCAGCUGAUCCCACAAGUGUUCAAUGGGGGGGAGGUGAGGAUUGCAGGGCCAUUCCCUCCUCUCCACUCCCAAAUUCUGGAAGAAGUCUGUGAUAAUCCUCGCUCUGUGGGGGCAAGCGUUGUCAUCUUGGAGGAUGGAGUUUGGUCCCAGACUGUUGAGAUAUGGGAUUGCCACUGGUUGCAGCAUUUCAUCUCAAUUAUCUCUCUGAUUGCCUCCAAUGAUGAGAAGCCUGGUUUUUCCAGUGAGGGAGAUGCCGCCCCACACCUUCACACUGCCCCCACCACAACAUGUUUCUCUAUCGGAGCAGGCAUCAGCAGAGCGUUCUCCGUGUCUCCUCCACACCCUGACCCUAUGAUCCAGAACCUGAACUCAUCGCUGACUAAUGUUCCUCCACAUGUUGACGUUCCAGUGCAGCUGUUGCACAAACGGGCUUGACGGUGGAGGGCAGUCUCCUACUGGCAGCCGUACGAGACCGGUGAUUGGCUGCUGUUUGGCAGAGGAGAUUUGGCACAUUUUUCAUAGGUGCAACCCACACACUCUCUCAGCUCUGCUGCUCCUCCCACAAAUGCAUGUUCCUCACAAAUGUGGCACCAUCUGAACAGGAAAUAAACAGGCUUUCCAACGUUGUAAGAUUUAAUGCCAAGAAGCAUUGUAACAUCAAAGAAAGAAUCAAACACACGUUUCCUUACUUUUUGUGUUGACUUAAUUUCAUUUAUUCUAUCUGUUAUAUUUCAACUAUUGGAUUCAUGACCCCUGCGCCCCUGCCAGUGUCAUCAGUGACUGUGUCCUCAUAAUAAACCACCCUUACCCUCUUUCAGUCACCCCCCUAUGAAAGCCGAGGAGCAGGCCCUCAGUGACUUUAGUGGCACAUUGUCGGCACAGUUUCAACCUCAGGAAUAAAACCUUAAGCCCCCCCCUCUUUUGCCCUGAGCAGGACUUUGCUGUGACAACAUUACACAAUAUCCAUAUCUGUACAAUGCCACAGACGGAACAAUCGUCUGAACUACGAUUAACUACUGACUUCACCCUCACGGCGUCGUACUAAAUGAAAGCGUCUGUUAUUGAAGAUUGUGACAAUUCCACUCCCACUUUGUGUUGAUUUUUGGAUUGUGAUGUUCAUUAAAUGACUUUCAUUUC